Molecule: messenger RNA, 2085 nt
Organism: Phyllopteryx taeniolatus (common seadragon)
Lineage: Eukaryota; Metazoa; Chordata; Actinopteri; Syngnathiformes; Syngnathidae
Gene: spock2
Product: SPARC (osteonectin), cwcv and kazal like domains proteoglycan 2
Exons: 10
Coding region: 187-1470 (427 amino acids)
Molecular function (GO): protein binding; calcium ion binding
Source: RefSeq, a predicted model, not a curated record
UCCCUUCUCUCCCUCCCCGCACAGAAGAAGAGCAUCCUCGAAGCUAAUCACUUUUUUCAUUCCAGCCUCAGCAUCCUCCUCUUCCUCCUCCUCGUCUUCAUCCUGCUCCGAGAAGAGGAGAGCCGAGAACGUGCGUUUUGCUUCUUCUCCUUCUUUGACCGACUCAGCGUGCUCCACAGGGCGGAUAUGUUGUGCCUCGCGGUCCCGCCGCUGGUGCUGGUGCUGCUCGGCUCCAGCAGCUUCCAGGCCGCCACCGCCGCCGCCGCCGCCGCCGCAACCGAAGUGCGGAGCGUGAAGGAGGCGGAAAAGACGGGCAAUUUUAUGGAGGACGAGCAGUGGCUGUCCACCAUUUCCCAGUACAGCCGCAAGAUCAAGCACUGGAACCGUUUCAGAGACGAUGAUUAUGUGCGCAACUGGGAUGAGAAUCAAGGCUCAAGUGACAAUGUGGACACCACCAAGGACCCCUGUCAAAAGGUUAAGUGCAGCAGGCACAAGGUGUGUAUGGCCCAGGGCUACCAGAGAGCUGUGUGCAUCAACCGCAAGAAGCUUGAGCACAGACUCAAGCAGCCUGCUCUCAGGUCCUCUGAUGGCAACUGUCAGCCAUGUCCCAUCUCCUCCACCGGGCCUGUGUGCGGAUCUGACGGACACAACUACGCCUCAAGGUGCAAGCUGGAGCAGCAGGCGUGUCUCACGGGGAAGGAGCUGACCCUCAAGUGCUCGGGUCUGUGUCCGUGUUCAACCGCCGUUCCCACCGCCAAGCAGGAGAGUAAACGUGAGAGUUGCACCGGACAGGAUCUGGCUGAUCUUGGCGAGCGUCUUCGGGACUGGUUCCAACUCCUUCAGAGCAACGCCAAGCAGAACAAUAACAGCAAGCCUGGGGCCAAGAGCACCACAGCCAACACUGCAACCGUGCUGGACAGGAGCCUGGUGGCCAGCUGUAAGGACUCCGUAGGUUGGAUGUUCUCCAAGCUGGACACCAACAACGACCUGUACCUGGACCAGGCCGAGCUGGCCGCCAUCAACCUAGACAAGUACGAGAUCUGCAUCCGUCCCUUCUUCAACUCGUGUGACUCCUACAAGGACGGCAAAGUGUCCACGGCCGAGUGGUGCCUGUGCUUCUGGAGAGAGAAACCACCAUGCCUGGCCGAGCUGGAGAGGAUCCAAGUGUUAGAUGGCGGCAAAAGAAAGUUUGGUCGCUUCAUCCCAUACUGCGAUGAGGAUGGCUUCUACAGGAAGCUGCAGUGUGACAGGGGCGAGUGCUGGUGCGUGGACCAGUACGGCGGCGAAGUAGCCGGGUCGAGGAUUCGUGGAAAACCAGAUUGCGACGACGAACCCGCAUACUCGGGCGACUUUGGCAGCGGCGUGGGCUGGGAGGACGAGGAAGAGAAAGGCGGCGAGGAGACCGCCGAGGAGGCUGAGGAGGAAGAGGGCGAGGCGGGAGAAGCGGAUGACGAGGGCUACAUUUGGUAAAGAGUCGAGCGUUUGUCCCUGCAGCCUCCCUCUCUGUGUCUUUUUCCAACGGCAUCUCCAUGUCCCAAACACACACAAACAACAAACAGAGGCGUAAACUCCCAAGGUGGACAUUGAAAAGGGAAACAUAUCACAAGCAGUAAUUGUGGGGUGUGCAGUCAAACAGCUUGUCCCUCAUAUUUGUGAAUCUUUGUUCUAUUCUCUUGUACGUACGUUUUAUUUCUAGGAGAUUUUCAGCAGCUUUCCGGUAUAUUAAAAUGGCCGACCAUCUCCUGUUGCGUUCAUUAGAUUAGAAACUUUUUUUUUUUUUUUUUAAGUGGAAAGUAUACAGAGGACAUUGACUGUGACUUUACUGUCCUCAUCUCAUGCGCUUCAGCUCAUAUGUGACAGUAGUGCUGUCUCAUUCUUAACACGUCAGUCCGCAGCUUGUAAAUAACGUCACGUCACGUUGUGUACCAGAUGAGAGGUCGCCGCGCGCUCCGGCGUGGGCCCCUCUUCGCUUAGGCGACAAGUGUACAUCGUAUUGUCGUGUGGGUCGCGUGUUGUGUUUAUUAAAAAAGGAAAUAAUAAGCAUUCAAUAAACGUGAGUGUGUGUGGUCCCAGCUGGCCACCGUA